AUGCCGGUGUCAGAGAGUUCAAAGGCAGAUAAAGUGAUGCCAGAAAAGUUGGUGCACCACCAACAACAGCAGAAGAAAGUGUAUAUACAACAACAGCCCCCACCUCCGCCACCUACAAUGCAACAACAAUAUCAACCUCAUCCCCAAGAGCAAACUUAUCUGCAAAUUAUUCACCAACAGCCGCCACCACCGCCUCCCCAACAACAGCAUAUUUUACAGAGCCCCAAACAUCUGCAGGUUCAAUCACAACAACCUCAACAGCAAACCCAGCUGGGCAAUGUACAACUGACAGUGCAACAGCAACAACAGUGUUGUCUAAUGGCUGCAGCAACGCAGCAGCAACAACAACAGCAAACCUCAGCUACAGCACAUACAACUGCAAACGAACGGCUUGAAUCAAAAUCCAUCGGCUCAUAUGGUGCAGCAAACAUUACGGUACAUCAGGCGGCGCAACAACACAAGCCAUCUCGGCAUCAACAAAUGCUGCAGAAUGUAGUGCAUCACCAGAUCCAAGUACAAAACAUUCAGAUACCGAAGCAUCCAUUCAACAGAAUUCUGGUUGUUGUUGUUGUAGCAUUGUAUUACACACUUGCCGAUGAAGAACUCCAUCGGAUCAAUCCGGAACAUAUAACCGGUUGCCAUGUGAUUGCAGAAUUCUGGUGCUCACCAGCUGCAGCAACAAACCCAAAUGGUACUAUUCUCACCACUUAUUAUGCGGCCAAGGAUGAUGUUAAAAAUCGUCUAUUAAAAACACAAAGUGGGGCGCAUAUGACGUUAGCCAAGUAUAAAAGCCGUAAUGCUGCUGGCAAUUCCACGCCGAUUGUACAAAUUCGAAUACUACUUAGCCCCUUGCACUCUGACCAAGCGGAAGUUCGUGUAACCAAUGCGAGCCCUGUGCUUAAUAGGCCGCCGGCAGGUUCAUCAGUCUAUCGUACAUCGUACAGUAACUACGAGAUACAGACACAACAUGUCUUACAGAAUAGAGAUCGUAACAGUGCCAAAAUGGACCUGCUCGAACAAGUGCGGGAUCCAUUUGAUUAUAACACCACAAUACAGUGUGUCGAAAAUCCUGGCGCAAACAUAGACUUUGUGGUGACGGUUGGCUUUCCGAGCGUUCAGAUAAGUUGGCAACCGGAAAGUUUGCAGCAGAAUUCUUCUCAGGCCAAUUCACAUGACUCGGAAAGUAAAACAGCUGCACAAAGUACAGCGCAGCAUGCCGCUCCAGCACCCGCACCAGCAACAUCAGCUACUCCAACUAAAGUUGUUUCCACAUCUGGCAUAAUCAAGCCCAGCCCCAUCGGAAAGUUUUACUAA
Molecule: messenger RNA, 1314 nt
Organism: Stomoxys calcitrans (stable fly)
Lineage: Eukaryota; Metazoa; Arthropoda; Insecta; Diptera; Muscidae
Exons: 8
Coding region: 1-1314 (437 amino acids)
Biological process (GO): regulation of transcription by RNA polymerase II
Cellular component (GO): nucleus; SWI/SNF complex
Molecular function (GO): transcription coregulator activity
Source: RefSeq, a predicted model, not a curated record